This is a messenger RNA of Cetraspora pellucida, 438 nucleotides long. Lineage: Eukaryota; Fungi; Glomeromycota; Glomeromycetes; Diversisporales; Gigasporaceae. The record is from the annotation of a GenBank genome assembly.
AUGCCGUAUUCAAGUCUCUUCCGAUCGGAAGAGAUGUCUCUCAUCCAACUAUAUAUACCACUAGAGACUGCACAACCAACCGUGGCAGAAUUAGGAGAAUUGGGCUUGAUUCAAUUUCGAGAUUUGAAUCCUGACGUUAAUGCGUUUCAACGCGCUUUUGUCAAGGAAAUUAGGCGAUUCGAUGAAAUGGAAAGACAUCUAAGAUUUUUUGAUGCACAACUUAAAAAAUCGGAUAUUCCUAUUCAACUACUCACUGGAGAUGUACGAAAUAUACAUGCUCGAAGUGCUCAAGAGAUUGAUGACCUUGAGGGAAAGAUCAUAGAACAUGAACGGCGCAUCACCAAUAUGAAUAAUUCUACAGAGACUUUACAAAAACAAUAUUUAGAAUUAACCGAGAUGAGAUAUGUUCUACAGGAGACUAGAAUAUUUUUUGACGAG